AUAGAAUUCACAGUUACAGCUUGAUUCUUCGAAAGAGAAAAAUAUAAAAAGUCACAACUUUUACUGACUAAAUACAACAAGCUUUUGGGUUUUCAUAUCAUGGGAGAUCAGGUAUCGAAGCCAACGGACAAUGAUUUCCAAGGUUCGGGACUUUCGCUCUUAUCUACGGUGGACUGGAAAAAUGAACGUCAUCGAAGAUCCAUAAUGGCCAGCCUGGUUAAGGGUGUCUAUGUGCUGGAGGAUGAUCGUCGAAAAAAACGGCAAGGGAAUCUCGCCCUCGCACCACCAUGGUGGAAAUUCUUCGAUUUUCAGUUACAGGAAGAGCUCAUUGAUGAUGCUGGUCCCUCUAUCUUUGCAGAUUCCUCCACCUUUGGGGCUGUAUACGAAUUCAAACCCAAAUCCAACAACUACUAUCCCAAAGGAGCUCCAAAAUAUGUAAUUGCUUUUAGAGGAACUAUGUUGAAAAAAGAUACUAUCAUACGGGAUACGAUGUUGAACAUAAAUAUUUUGAUAAACAAACUUUCCCAUAGGUCUCAUUUCGAUAAGGCAAUGCAACCUGUUGAAAACAUAGUUUCUGGGGAAGGAGUUAGCGUCAGAGAUAUCUGGUUAGCAGGGCAUUCUUUGGGUGCUUCCAUAGCAAUGCUUCUAGGAAGAAACAUGGCAAAAAAGGGUAAUUUCAUUCAAUCAUACUUCUUUAAUCCGCCAUUCUUUGCAACUCCAAUGAAGCGUCGGAUAUAUGUAGCUAGCAGCUGGUUCAAAGCAGCACUCACAGUCAUCAUAAAAGAUAACGAAGAGAGGCGACAUUCAGAAGAUUUGUUCUAUGGAUUAUGUAAGUGGGAACCAAAAUUAUUUCUGCAUAAAUCUGACAUUAUAAGCGCGGGAUUCAUUCUGCACUUUGAAGUCCCAGAAUCGAUGGAAAACUAUGCGGUUGGAGAUGUUGGGAGGUUGGCGUCAGAAAGUUCAUUUAUGAGGCUAUUCAUGUAUGCUUUUGGAAUGGAAGAUUAUUCAGAAGAACUGCACUUGCUACCUUCUUAGUCAAUGGUUUACAGAUGAAUCAGUUUCAGACUCUAAGGUGUAUUCAAUGUGCACUGCUACAAAUUAUGAAGCUCCAAAGCUUGUCACUAAUCAGGCCAACAAUCCUUAGAAAAGCGCUACCAGUCAUCCUCAUCUACAGGUGUAAAACAUCCCGAUCCGGCACAGUCCAUCCCACGAAAUCACGUGUUUGGAGUGCUAUAUGCCAUGCCAUGUUAUGGCGGAGAUGAUGACGUGACGUGCCAUGCAGUGCUGGACACAUUUAUUUUAUAUUUUCGAAUAUAAAUUUUUUCCAAAUAUUUAGAUAUUAUAUGCGUUAUUAUGAAAAUAAGUAAACGUAAUGACAAUAAAAUGUCAGUAAUUUGUUAAAAUUGAAGUUUUUUUUUUGUGGAAUGUACGCAAGAUAUGAUUUA
This is a messenger RNA of Papaver somniferum (opium poppy), 1445 nucleotides long. Its product is annotated as GDSL esterase/lipase At4g10955-like. The coding region runs from base 100 to 1035 and encodes 311 amino acids. The transcript is spliced from 2 exons. The record is from RefSeq and is a predicted model, not a curated record. Lineage: Eukaryota; Viridiplantae; Streptophyta; Magnoliopsida; Ranunculales; Papaveraceae.